Molecule: messenger RNA, 3224 nt
Organism: Cyprinodon variegatus (sheepshead minnow)
Lineage: Eukaryota; Metazoa; Chordata; Actinopteri; Cyprinodontiformes; Cyprinodontidae
Product: type II inositol 3,4-bisphosphate 4-phosphatase-like
Exons: 25
Coding region: 342-3056 (904 amino acids)
Cellular component (GO): cytoplasm
Molecular function (GO): phosphatidylinositol-3,4-bisphosphate 4-phosphatase activity
Source: RefSeq, a predicted model, not a curated record
CUACAGUCUUAAGUCCAAACAAACUAACCACUAGCGGAAAAGUUGGCUAUGACACAAUUAACGCCUUUAAAAGUGAAAUAAUCAAAUCUAUAAUGGAGCUGUAAAGAGGAUGAAGCUGAGGAAGAACCUCCAUCUCCUGAUGAGCCCAUCUAGAGACCAAACAUCUAGAGACCAAACAUCUAGAGACCAAACAUCUAGAGACCAAACAUCUAGAGAACAAACAUCUAGAGACGUCAGCUGGACGGAAAACUGCAGGGCAGAGAUGUGAUGUCAGGAAGCUUCCAUGGGAUGGCAGGUGACUUCUUACGCUGUCCUGAUUGUUCUCACUGAGAGACGGCGUCAUGGAUUCGCUGAGGAGAGGCUUCUCCAGCCUGCGGAUGCUCAUCGACAGCCACGCUCAGCAGCCACGCACGCAGGCUGCCACAGAGCACGCCGAACACAACAACAACCUGGAACAUCAUGGAGGUGGAGCCCUUACCGGCGCUACAGUGUCUCAGCUGCUUCUUAACGUUGAGUGUCGAGCUGUGGUUGCCACGGCGGCUAAAGUCAAAAUCCAUGUUUCCACCGUCGACUCUUACGAUGUCAGGAAGCACUGCAGCACUCAGAUAGCAAAGAGGUCAGAGGACGGCGCGUUUGGAGCUUCAAUGGACUGCUCUGUGGACUGCAGGCUGCAGAACCACGGCAGGAUGGAAGUCAGGGUUUACAGGGAAGACGAUUCCAGGGAGCACUGCACUAGAAGCUGCCUGGCCUUCACAUCCUUCUCCAUCAGAGAUCUUCUCAGGUCCAAGGAGCCUCACAGCUCCCUAAAGCUCAGGACGAUGGACGGAGGGAACGAGGUCGGGGAGGUGAGGGUGUCCCGUCUGCAGGUGGAGGAAGAGACGGAGGAGCAUGCUUUGGAAAACAGGAGCUCAGUGUUGUGUGAUGCUCUGCACGGCUCCGUCCAGGACAAAGAACACAGUCCCAUGAUGAGAGCUGCCCUGUGCUCUCAGGUGUGUAAGGUGUACAGGUUUCAGACGGAGGACCACAGGUGGCUGCUGGUGCGGGAACAGAUGUCAGAAACGCCGCUGUCCUUCUCUUUACCCAAACAGCUACUGAGUUCGCUCAUUAAGGAGCACACAGACAGAGUCCUGGAAGUGAAGGAGCUGAGUGACCUGUCGCCUCAUUGGGACGGCCUCCGCCAUGACAUCAUCGCUCACUGCAACCAGCUGAUCAGCUGCUAUCAGCAAACACAGACAGAGCUCGACAAACUCUCAACUUCGUCCUGCUUUAAGGCGAGCAGCAGCAAGUCUGACAGACACCUCCAGUUUAUCCCCACCAACCUGCACUCCCAGAGGAUGGAGGUGACCGGCCCUGACAGCUCAGGCGUUUGGUACGAGGUCAUCACCUUCGGAGCGCCGGCCGAUCACCACCAGGCUUUCAAACAUGGAGGACUGAAGAGGCUGAUCAGCAAACACACAGGCCACAAACACAGCUCUGUGUCGUACUCCAGAGAGCAGAGCUGCAGAGCCAGGGAGCUGCUGGCCAGCAUUGCCCAGCUGCAGCCUCUGAUCUUCGGCCUCGCCGAGGAGCUGCUCUCCGUCUCUGUGGAGGUCCAUCUGGGUCGACUGCAGGAGGUCCUGGAAAGCCUUAAAGAGCAGACCACGAUGUUUAUUCACGCCCUACAAGACGAGCUGGUGAGAAGCGCCCUGCUGGACAUCAACAACCGAUCCGCCUCUAAAGACGGAGGCAGCCAUGUUCACACCAACGGAUUGGUCUGUGAGGUCUCCCACUCUGACCAGGAGGGGGGGCUGUCGCCUCGGCUGCAGGAUGGAGAGGAGUACAGCCAGGAGGAGUGGGACAGGACGUGGGCGAACGUCGGGAAGUGUCUGGACUGCAUCAUAGCCAUGGUGGAGCGGCUGCAGGGACGAGAGCGCCUUCUACGAGAACAGUCGUCUCCAGAGUCGCAGGAAACUGCGGGGGACACAAAGUCUCAGAAUGCAGCCUCUCCUUCCUCCUUCUCCUCCUCCUCUGUGGGUUCUUGGCAGGAGCAGCUGCUCCCCCUGGUGGUCACUCUUAGAGACUGCGUAAGGGAGGCAGUAUCGAAGGCUCGAGCUGCCAUGACCUUUGUUGUCCUGCAGGGGGCAGUGGCUGCGACUGUCGCUCAGGGUCCCACGUUAAUUGUGCAGCGGCGCCACGCUGUCUUCAGUCAGGGGCUGUCAGCGGUGGUUUGUGGUUUCAUGCUGAAGCUUUUCGGAGGUCUGGAGGAUCCAGAGUUCCUGCAGCAGCUCCACUCUGUGGGAAUCCUGGUUCAGUUUGAAGGCCUGCUGAGCACCUAUGGCGAGGAGGUGGGGAUGUUGGAGGACAUGGAGGUGGGCGUGGCUGACCUCGGUAGCAUGGCGUUCACCAUCACUGAGGCCAAAUCAGAGCAGAUAGACGACCUGCUGCCGACGCUCAGUGGAUCAUGGGGCAGUUUUGUCGUAGAAGUGCCGCUGCCCUCUGAAACCUUCAGAUCACUACCUCAGGAACUACAAGCGGGUCGUUUGAUCCGAGUGGAGCCGGUUCUGUUUAACAUCGGGAUCAACCAGCAUCAGAGUCUGGCUGAAAGGUUUGGAGACAGUUCGCUGCAGGAACGAGUGAAUCAGCAGAGCUGUGAACGUCUCAAAGCUUAUUGUAACAGGCUGAGAGAAAAACUUCCUCACAUGGCUGGUAUCCAGUCACUAUUAGACCUGCUGACGUCUCUUGAUCGCAGCAUGGAGGCAAAGAAGAGGAAAAACGUGGAAGUUUUAUGGAUCACAGCUUCAUUGUGUCGAAAAGUGAACGGCGUGCGGCUGACCAGCUGUAAGAGCGCGAAGGAUCGAACGGCGAUGUCUGUGACGCUGGAGCAGUGUAUGAUUCUUAAGGAGCAACACGCGCUCAGUCAGCAGAAUUUCAGCUCUGCUCUGGACAGCAUGAGGAGGGACGGCUGCAGGACGGAGAACGUCCAGAAGAACAUCGGCAGCAGGAAGUUCGCCUUCAGCAGCGUCCAGCUCCUCACCUUCCCCAAACUCUACAGACCUCCAGAUGGCAGCUAUGGAUAGACACACACUCUGUCUCUACGUGUAUAUAAGUCCAAAGAUUGUUUAUUUUUUCAUGUAACUUUUCUGUGUUUGAUGGUUUGCAGAUUGUAUUUCUGUUUGAAUGAGAACUAUGUUUGCUGUUGGAAUUACAAACGUUUCUGCAAUAAAUGACUGAAGUGAAGCUAAAUG